AUGGGGACUUUUGUGUACAAUGUCACUGAUGGUAAAGGCUGGUGUUUUACGGGCUAUUGUAAUGAAUCAUGUAAAAUUGAGAAGCACUAUUUUCAAUGUCCCACCACAACCACCACAACCACUACAACCACUCCAACCAUUACAACCACUAUAGCUACAACCCCAUCUAUGGACUGCAUCUAUGAAAAUCAAACAAGGAAGCACGGUGAGACCUGGGUGAUUGAUAAGUGCACGAAUGGUACCUGUGUUAAUAACACAGUAAAAGAGACACCAUACGUCUGUCCACCUGUGCAGCCCGUCAUAUGCACCAAUGGACGUCAGCCUCAAAAGGUCUAUGAUGAAAGCGGCUGCUGCUACCAACUCCAGUGUGUCUGUGUGUGCAGUGUCUGGUAUAAGAAACACUACAUAACACUUGACGGAAAAGGCUACACUUUCCACGAUGACUGUGAUUACUACCUGGUCAAAGAGAUCAAUGUCCAAGUCAACCUGACGAUUAUAUUGAAGAAUACUAUCUGUGAUCCAUUCUACCCCUAUUACUGUCCCCAGAGCCUGGUACACGUAGAUGGAAGCCGUGUUUAUCCUUCUGUCAGCUUUCCUGGUGUUUUCAUAAUAAGCACUGGUUUUGAGAUCAAAGUGAUUGUACUAGAAGUUGGGCUGGUAGUUGUCUACCGAUCAAACUCAUUCUGUAUUCACCUUAGCAAUGCGCUGUAUUCGGGCAAUACGGAGGGACAGUGUGGGACCUGUGACAACACCAAGCCCAAUGACUGCCGUACUCCAGACGGGAUGGUAGGAAACUGCACACAAUCUGCACCCUCCUGGUUGGUCCCUGGUUCAUGUGAAGUCACCACAACUCCUCCUCCAACCACAACAUCAGUGAGCACCACAACAGUCUCAACAACAACGUCGACGACGACACAGACCACCACCACUAAAAGAACAACAAUAAAGCCUGUCUGCACAGCGCCGCUCUGUGAUCUCCUGUGGUCAGAUUUAUUUGAGAGGUGCCGUCUUAUAAUACCAGUGGAUCUAUUCUUUAACGCCUGUCGGACAGACUUUUGUGAAGGCAAUAUAACAUGCGCUCACCUGGAGGCCUAUGCUGCUGAUUGUGCUGAUGAAGGAGAAUGUGUUGAAUGGAGGGAUGCUACUGAUGGGCAGUGUGACUACGAGUGUCCAGACCACAAAGUGUACAAGGCCUGUGGCCCCCCUGCUGAGCCCACAUGCAAUCACAAAUACAACGACAAAUACGUCGUAGGUUCUGCUGUGUCCUCUGGUUUCCCGCAGGAGGGUUGCUUCUGUCCUGAAAACACCACCCUAUUUAACCAAGUCUACCCCAAAUGUGUCGAAUCUUGCGAAUGUGUCGGACCCGAUGGGAGUCCAACAAUGCCGGGUGAUACGUGGACAGUUGGCUGUAAAAACUGCACCUGCGACAAAGACUCCUUUGCCGUCGUUUGCGAGGAUAUUCCUUGUGCACCGAUGACGACACCAAACUGCAGCGAGCCUGGCCAAAAGGUUGUCAACAAGCUGGACGGCUGCUGCCCCAAACAAGUUUGUGAAUGUGAUGUUGAUCUGUGCCCCACUCCACUGAAGUGUGAGCCGGGAUUCCUACUUUCCCACCACAACGGCACCUGCUGCUUCACCUUCACAUGUGAACCAGACGAUGUGUGUGUCUAUGAAGGUACUGUGUACAUGCCUGGUACCAAAAUACCAACACCAGGACCAUCAGGAACAACAACACCUCCACCUGGACAAUCAACAACAGCUGCUGGACCUGGACCAUCAACAACAGCUGCUGGACCUGGACCAUCAACAACAGCUGCUGGACCUGGACCCUCAUCAACAGCUGCUGGACCUGGACCAUCAACAACACUGCUGGACCUGGACUAUCAACAACAGUUGCUGGACCUGGAAAAUCAACAACAGUUGCUGGACCUGGACCAUCAACAACAGCUGCUGGACCUGGACCAUCAACAACAGUUGCUGGACCUGGACUAUCAACAACAGUUGCUGGACCUGGACUAUCAACAACUGUUGCUGGACCUGGUACAUCUGCUAAGCCUGGAGGAGGACCACCUGGUACAUCAGCUGAGCCUGGAGGAGGACCACCUGGUACAUCAGCUAAGCCUGGAGGAGGACCACCUGGUACAUCUGCUAAGCCUGGAGGAGGACCACCAGGACAGACCACUACCCCUGGACAAGGACCACCUGGUUCAUCUGCUAAGCCUGGAGGAGGACCACCAGGACAGACCACUACCCCUGGAGGAGGACCACCUGGUACAUCUGCUAAGCCUGGAGGAGGACCACCAGGACAGACCACUACCCCUGGGCAAGGACCACCUGGUACAUCUGCUCAGCCUGGAGGAGGACCACCUGGUACAUCAGCUAAGCCUGGAGGAGGACCACCUGGUACAUCUGCUAAGCCUGGAGGAGGACCACCAGGACAGACCACUACCCCUGGACAAGGACCACCUGGUACAUCUGCCAAGCCUGGAGGAGGACCACCAGGACAGACCACUACCCCUGGACAAGGACCACCUGGUACAUCUGCUAAGCCUGGAGGAGGACCACCAGGACAGACCACUACCCCUGGACAAGGACCACCUGGUUCAUCUGCUAAGCCUGGAGGAGGACCACCAGGACAGACCACUACCCCUGGGCAAGGACCACCUGGUACAUCUGCUCAGCCUGGAGGAGGACCACCUGGUACAUCAGCUAAGCCUGGAGGAGGACCACCUGGUACAUCUGCUAAGCCUGGAGGAGGACCACCAGGACAGACCACUACCCCUGGACAAGGACCACCUGGUUCAUCUGCUAAGCCUGGAGGAGGACCACCAGGACAGACCACUACCCCUGGGCAAGGACCACCUGGUACAUCUGCUCAGCCUGGAGGAGGACCACCUGGUACAUCAGCUAAGCCUGGAGGAGGACCACCUGGUACAUCUGCUAAGCCUGGAGGAGGACCACCAGGACAGACCACUACCCCUGGACAAGGACCACCUGGUACAUCUGCUAAGCCUGGAGGAGGACCACCAGGACAGACCACUACCCCUGGACAAGGACCACCUGGUACAUCUGCUAAGCCUGGAGGAGGACCACCAGGACAGACCACUACCCCUGGACAAGGACCACCUGGUACAUCAGCUAAGCCCGGAGGAGGACCACCAGGACAGACUACUACCCCUGGACAAGGACCACCUGGUACAUCAGCUAAGCCUGGACAAGGACCACCUGGUACAUCUGCUAAGCCUGGAGGAGGACCACCAGGACAGACCACUACCCCUGGACAAGGACCACCUGGUACAUCUGCCAAGCCUGGAGGAGGACCACCAGGCACAUCUGCUAAGCCUGGAGGAGGACCACCAGGACAGACCACUACCCCUGGACAAGGACCACCUGGUACAUCAGCCAAGCCUGGAGGAGGACAACCUGGUACAUCAGCUAAGCCCGGAGGAGGACCACCAGGACAGACCACUACCCCUGGACAAGGACCACCAGGUACAUCAGCCAAGCCUGGAGGAGGACCACCUGGUACAUCUGCCAAGCCUGGAGGAGGACCACCUGGUACAUCUGCCAAGCCUGGAGGAGGACCACCAGGGCAGACCACUACCCCUGGACAAGGACCACCUGGUACAUCUGCUAAGCCUGGAGGGGGACCACCAGGACAGACCACUACCCCUGGACAAGGACCACCUGGUACAUCUGCUAAGCCUGGACAAGGACCACCUGGUACAUCUGCUAAGCCUGGACAAGGACCACCUGGUACAUCUGCUAAGCCUGGAGGAGGACCACCAGGACAGACCACUACCCCUGGACAAGGACCACCUGGUACAUCUGCCAAGCCUGGAGGAGGACCACCUGGUACAUCUGCUAAGCCUGGAGGAGGACCACCAGGACAGACCACUACCCCUGGACAAGGACCACCUGGUACAUCUGCUAAGCCUGGAGGAGGACCACCUGGUACAUCUGCUAAGCCUGGAGGAGGACCACCAGGACAGACCACUACCCCUGGACAAGGACCACCUGGUACAUCUGCUAAGCCUGGAGGAGGACCACCAGGACAGACCACUACCCCUGGACAAGGACCACCUGGUACAUCUGCCAAGCCUGGAGGAGGACCACCUGGUACAUCUGCUAAGCCUGGAGGAGGACCACCAGGACAGACCACUACCCCUGGACAAGGACCACCUGGUACAUCUGCUAAGCCUGGAGGAGGACCACCAGGACAGACCACUACCCCUGGACAAGGACCACCUGGUACAUCUGCUAAGCCUGGAGGAGGACCACCAGGACAGACCACUACCCCUGGACAAGGACCACCUGGUACAUCUGCCAAGCCUGGAGGAGGACCACCUGGUACAUCUGCUAAGCCUGGAGGAGGACCACCAGGACAGACCACUACCCCUGGACAAGGACCACCUGGUACAUCUGCCAAGCCUGGAGGAGGACCACCUGGUACAUCUUCUAAGCCUGGAGGAGGACCACCAGGACAGACCACUACCCCGGGACAAGGACCACCUGGUACAUCAGCUAAGCCUGGAGGAGGACCACCUGCCUGGAGGAGGACCACCGGGCACAUCAGCUAAGCCUGGAGGAGGACCACCAGGACAGACCACUUCCCCGGGACAAGGACCACCUGGUACAUCUGCUAAGCCUGGAGGAGGACCACCAGGACAGACCACUACCCCUGGACAAGGACCACCUGGUACAUCUGCUAAGCCUGGAGGAGGACCACCCGGUACAUCUGCUAAGCCUGGAGGAGGACCACCAGGACAGACCACUACCCCUGGACAAGGACCACCAGGUACAUCUGCUAAGCCUGGAGGAGGACCACCAGGACAGAAUACUACCCCUGGAAAAGGAACAACUCUUCAGACUGGUAUGCCCGGACAAUCAACAACUGGUCUGCCCACUUCACCAUCACAGUUCACAACAGUCCUUCCUGGCCAAACAACAAUCGUCACCCCUGGACAAUCAACAAUUGUUAUACCUGGAUCAUCAACAACUGGUCAACCAUCAGUUACAACAAGUGGGAUGGGGCCUUUUGUUCCGGGGCCCUGCAUGGAAUGUUAUUGUGGUCCACAUGUUGAUCCAGAUAAUGGGCUGCGCAUCAUUGAAUGCAAGCCGAUCGUUUGCAAUAAGACCUGCGAACCGGGUCACGAAUAUGAGGAAGAGCCUGAGAAAUGUUGCGGGAAAUGUGUCCAGAAGGACUGUGUUGUUGAAAUAGAAGGCAAACAAAUUGUUCUUCCACCUGGCGAAGUGUAUGAAGUUCCUGGAAAGUGCAAACACUACGUUUGCAAGAAUGAUACUGGAAAACCUCAUAUUAUGGAGAUGGACAUUGUUUGUCCUAAAUUUGUUCCCCACGAAUGUGAACCUGGUACUGAGACAUAUGACUCCACGGGAUGCUGCAAAACAUGUAAGCUGCGAGAGGUCUGUGAAGUCCUCAGUAAGAUGGAAAACAUCACUGUAGACAACUGCAAGAGCAAAGGACCCGUCAACUUGACAUACUGUGCCGGACACUGUGGGAGCACGUCCAUGUAUUCUGCUGCAGCUAACGGGAUGGUACACGAGUGUAAGUGCUGCCAGGAAAACAAAACCAGUGAGAGAAAAGUGAAGCUCCAAUGCGCCGAUGGCUCAACCAGGGAGCACUCGUGCACCAUCGUGGAGAGCUGUAUGUGCUUCAGAGCAGAGUGCGUGGGUGGAACGACGAUGGUUCCAUUGAAGCGCCGCAGGAGACGCUGAUCGUUCGCACACUGCUUCGACCGGCCUGAACCCUCAACAAUACAACCUUUGACCCUGUUCU
This is a messenger RNA of Cheilinus undulatus (humphead wrasse), 5797 nucleotides long. RefSeq lists its product as uncharacterized. Gene Ontology annotation, molecular function: protein binding. Lineage: Eukaryota; Metazoa; Chordata; Actinopteri; Labriformes; Labridae. The transcript is spliced from 22 exons. Gene Ontology annotation, cellular component: extracellular matrix. The coding region runs from base 1 to 5736 and encodes 1911 amino acids. The record is from RefSeq and is a predicted model, not a curated record.